AUUGCACGUGCUCGGCAUAGAAGCCUUCGUAAGCGCUCUCAACAAACGGCGCAGUUCCUCCUCUUCGAACGGAGGAGAACGACGACGCUGUGGUCAAACACCACCAACACACCCACAACAAUGGCGGAGGACGCCCUCCUAGGGUUCCUCCAAACCCACGAUGAGAUCUCCGACUCCCACGACUUCGCCGCCUCCCUCGGCGUCGCCCACACCGACCUCGAGAACCUCAUCAAGAGCCUCAAGGGCUUCGAGAUCGUCGACGCCAAGGAGAUAACGAGGGAUAGCUGGGUGCUCACCGAGGAGGGGAAAUCGUAUGUCGUGAACGGGUCGCCGGAGGUGCAGUUCUUCUUGGCUAUACCUCCUGAGGGCAUCUCGAAGGCGGCUCUCAGGGAGAAGUUGGGUGCUGAUGUUUACGAUGUAGGGAGCAAGUCGGCGGCGAAAAAUAGAUGGGUGGGUUUCGACAAAGAGCAAAUUACUAGAAAGGUUGAAAGUGUAAAGGAUGACAUCAAAGAUCUACUUAAAAGAAUAGACAAUGGGGAGGGUCUCGAUGAUAAGGUUGUUAAUGAUCUUAAGAGAAGAAAACUUAUUACCAAACACACAUGGAGGGGUUAUUCAUUACGGAAAGGCCCCAAGUAUGUUUCAAAGAGGAAAAAGGCUGCAACUGAUCUGACUCGUGAACAUCUUCAAAGGGGUGACUGGAAAGAUCUUGAGUUUAAGGAGUAUAACCUCAAUGCUCAAGGACAACCUAUCCAAAUCGGCUAUUUGCAACCAUUACUUGAGGUUCGUGAGGAAAUCCAGAAUAUCUUCCUCCAAAUAGGCUUUGAGGAGAUGCCAACUAACAACUUUGUUGAAAGCAGCUUUUGGAACUUUGAUGCAUUGUUCCAGCCCCAGCAGCACCCUGCUCGCGAUUCACAUGAUACCUUUUUCCUCAAAGUUCCUGCCACUACAAGACAAUUGCCUGAAGAUUAUGUUGAGAAGGUGAAGCGGGUUCACGAAUCUGGUGGUUAUGGGUCCAAAGGAUACGGAUACGACUGGAAGCGGGAUGAAGCGGAAAAAAACCUGCUUCGCACUCACACUACUGCUGUUUCUACAAGAAUGCUUUAUAUGCUUGCUCAACAGAAAACUUUUAGCCCCAAGAGAUACUACUCCAUAGACCGUGUUUUCCGUAACGAAGCAGUGGACCGAACUCAUCUUGCAGAGUUUCAUCAAAUAGAGGGUCUUAUCUGUGAUCGUGGGCUGACCCUUGGAGAUCUGAUUGGAGUGUUGGAGGACUUCUUUUCACGCCUUGGCAUGUCUAAGCUGCGAUUCAAGCCCGCUUACAAUCCUUAUACUGAACCAAGCAUGGAAAUAUUCAGUUACCACGAAGGGUUGAAGAAAUGGGUGGAGGUGGGUAAUUCUGGCAUGUUCAGACCUGAAAUGUUGCUCCCAAUGGGGCUUCCAGAAGAUGUCAACGUUAUUGCAUGGGGUCUUUCCCUUGAGAGACCAACAAUGAUUUUAUACGGGAUUGACAACAUCAGAGAUCUCUUUGGACCGAAGGUUGAUUUCAAUCUAAUAAAGAGCAAUCCUCUCUGCCGCUUGGGGCUGCAGUAAUUUCGACGAGUAAUUUAUGCAGUUUUGCCGGAAAGAAUAUCUGAUCCAAAAGCGAAAUUGAGAGGGAAUGCAUCAUUUUUUAUGCUUUUAAAGGUUAAUUUGUGAUGUCAGCUUGUGCAUUGCUUUCAGUUUAAUUUAUACAAUUAAGAUAACUUGCUGCAUCCAGAGUAUUAAGAUAACUUGCUGCAUCCAGAGAUUGACAAACUACAUACUGGAAAAUGCUUUAUGGCAUAGAGUGCUCAAUUCACCAAACGUCUCCUUCGUGAGGAAAUUAUGAUUACUCUAUAGAGAUGGAGACUUGAAUCUAGGGUCUAAUGUCCGGAAUGUUACUACAAUAAUGAUUUCUGUGUCUAUCAUUUUGACAUGUCAAA
Messenger RNA from Ananas comosus (pineapple), 1961 nucleotides. RefSeq names its product phenylalanine--tRNA ligase alpha subunit, cytoplasmic. The transcript is spliced from 18 exons. Gene Ontology annotation, cellular component: cytoplasm; phenylalanine-tRNA ligase complex; cytosol. NCBI's taxonomy places the organism in Eukaryota, Viridiplantae, Streptophyta, Magnoliopsida, Poales, Bromeliaceae. The record is from RefSeq and is a predicted model, not a curated record. Gene Ontology annotation, molecular function: tRNA binding; ATP binding; phenylalanine-tRNA ligase activity. The coding region runs from base 121 to 1590 and encodes 489 amino acids. Gene Ontology annotation, biological process: phenylalanyl-tRNA aminoacylation.